CCUGGAACUAGACCCGGGCAGGCAAGACGGGGGCUCACGGUUGCCGCCGCCCAAUGGCAGUGGCAGGGCCCGCCGGGGCUCCAGUGCUGGGGACCUACAGCUGGGGCGCUGCACCAACCUAACCUCCAGCCCACCCAACCAACAGAGGCUGUCCAAUGCCCUGCCGUGUUGCCGCAGGAAGGCCCCGAACGAACACGUAGAAGUUUUUGAGACUGCUUGACUGCUUAGAUACGGGGGUGGCAGACAAGCCACGAAUCCAUAGUACGUACGUGCCUUACCCUUCCCUUCCGUGCACCAUCCAUUGUCGCCAGCCUUCUUUCUCGACACCUGCCUUGUCUGUGACGUGGGGCCUUGCGAUCUGACAAAUCUGUCAUGACGGCCUGCUGCUGAGUGCUCUGUCCUCUUCCUCCUCUCUUCUUUCUCUUCCUCGGCUUUCUUCCCUCACUGCUCCCGCCUGCUCCAUCCCCGCCUCCGCGAGCCUUCCGAGAGACAGGACAGUCAACCUAGCCCCCUCCUCCACCGGCGCAAGCACUCACCCGUCUCCGCCAUGGAGAGUGCCUUUGCCCGUCCGAUCGCGACGGUCCUCGCCAACUUCGGUGUGGACGAGAAUGCCGGCCUAACGACCAAGCAAGUUGAGCAGCUGCGUAACAAGCACGGCCGCAAUGCUAUUCCGGAGGAACCCCCGACCCCAAUAUGGGAGCUCAUCCUCGAGCAGUUCAAGGACCAGCUGGUCAUCAUCCUGCUCGGCUCCGCUGCCGUAUCGUUUGCGCUCGCCCUCUUGGAAGAUGAGGGCGGCUGGAGUGCAUUCGUCGAUCCCGCCGUUAUUCUCACCAUCCUCAUCCUCAAUGCCGUCGUCGGUGUCUCUCAGGAAAGUAGCGCCGAAAAGGCCAUCGCCGCCCUCCAGGAGUACUCGGCCAACGAGUCGAACGUGGUCCGCAAUGGCGGCCACGUCUCGCGAGUACGAGCCGAGGAGUUGGUUCCCGGCGACAUCAUCACCAUUUCUGUCGGAGACCGCAUCCCUGCCGACUGCCGCGUCAUUGCCAUCGAGAGCAACAGCUUCGCCGUCGACCAGGCCGUCCUGACUGGCGAGAGUGAGAGUGUCGGCAAGGAUGACGAAGCCGUCGUCAAGGAUGAGCGCGCCGUUCUCCAAGACCAGGUCAACAUGCUCUUUUCUGGAACCACCGUCGUCACGGGCCGCGCAAAGGCCGUUGUCGUCUUGACCGGCUCCAACACUGCCAUUGGAGACAUCCACGAGAGCAUCACGGCACAGAUUUCGGAGCCUACGCCCUUGAAGCAAAAGCUCAACGACUUUGGUGACAGCCUCGCCAAGGUGAUUACUGUCAUUUGCAUUCUGGUCUGGCUCAUCAACAUCCCCAACUUCAACGACCCCAGCCACGGGAGCUGGACCAAGGGUGCCAUUUACUACCUCAAGAUCGCCGUGUCGCUCGGUGUCGCCGCCAUUCCUGAGGGUCUUGCCGUCGUCAUCACGACCUGUCUCGCUCUCGGCACCCGAAAGAUGGCAGCUAAGAACGCCGUGGUCCGAAGCCUUCCCUCGGUCGAGACCCUCGGCAGCUGCAGUGUCAUUUGCUCCGACAAGACUGGCACACUCACCACCAACCAAAUGAGUGUCAACAAGAUUGUCUAUCUCAAUGAGAAGGGUUCUGACUUGAUCGAGCUUGAUGUCGAGGGCACGACCUUUGCGCCAAAAGGCGCUGUCCGCAUGGCCGGCACCGUUGUUGAGGACCUGCCCUCGAAGUCUGACACGGUGCGCCAGAUGACAGAAGUCGCGGCGAUCUGCAACGAUGCACACCUGGCUUACGACGAGCGCACCGCUACCUUCUCUAGCGUGGGUGAGCCCACCGAAGGCGCUCUCCGAGUUCUUGUGGAGAAGCUCGGGCCUUGCGCCCCGGCCGGAACCCAUCCCGAUGACUGUGUCCAUUUCGCCAGCGCCAAGUACGAGAAGCAGCUCCCAAGGCUGGCGACGUACGAGUUCUCCCGCGACCGUAAGAGCAUGUCCGUCCUGGUUCAGAGCGGCAAGCAGAAGAAGCUGCUCGUCAAGGGUGCGCCGGAAUCGAUCAUUGACCGAUGUUCGCACACGCUUGUUGGAGCUGCCGGCAAGCGCGUGCCGCUCACCGAGAAGCUUUCUGACCUCAUGUUGAAGGAGGUUGUCGAGUACGGUAACCGAGGUCUCCGAGUUAUUGCCCUUGCCAGCAUCGACGAUGUUUCCAAGAGCCCGCUCCUCUCCGCCAAGUCGACCGAGCAGUAUGCUCAGCUCGAACAGAACAUGACCUUUUUGGGUCUGGUUGGCAUGCUCGACCCUCCGCGUGAGGAGGUCCCGGGCUCGAUCAAGCAGUGCAAGGAUGCUGGCAUCCGGGUCAUUGUCAUCACUGGAGACAACCGCAACACCGCGGAGAGCAUCUGCCGACAGAUUGGCGUCUUCGGACAGCAUGAGAGUCUCAACGGCAAGAGCUACACUGGUCGCGAGUUCGACAACCUAAGCCCCAGCGAGCAGCUUGAGGCAGCCAAGAGGGCCUCGCUCUUCUCCCGCGUCGAGCCGGGCCACAAGUCGAAGCUUGUGGACCUCCUGCAGUCCCUGGGCGAGGUCGUCGCCAUGACGGGCGACGGCGUCAACGAUGCCCCCGCGCUGAAGAAGGCCGACAUUGGUGUGGCCAUGGGCUCCGGCACGGACGUGUCGAAGCUGGCCGCCGACAUGGUGCUCGCUGACAGCAACUUCGCCACCAUCGAGGUCGCCAUCGAGGAGGGCCGUGCCAUCUACAACAACACUCAACAAUUCAUUCGCUACCUGAUCUCGUCCAACAUUGGCGAGGUCGUCUCCAUCUUCCUCACCGCCGCCCUGGGCAUGCCCGAGGCCCUGAUCCCUGUGCAACUGCUGUGGGUCAACCUUGUUACCGACGGUCUCCCGGCCACGGCUCUAUCGUUCAACCCUCCCGACCAUGAUAUCAUGAAGCGCCAACCCCGUAAGAGGGACGAGGCACUCAUCGGAGGAUGGCUUUUCCUACGUUACCUCAUCAUCGGCACCUACGUCGGUCUCGCUACCGUCGCCGGCUACGCCUGGUGGUUCAUGUACAACCCGGAGGGCCCGCAGAUCACGUUCAAGCAGCUUUCGCGCUUCCACCACUGCUCGACCGAUUUCCCCGAGAUUGGGUGCCAGAUGUUCUCCAACGACAUGGCCAAGGCCGGCUCAACAGUCUCGCUGUCGAUCCUGGUCGUCAUUGAGAUGUUCAACGCCAUGAACGCGCUAUCGUCGAGCGAGUCUCUGCUCACGCUGCCCCUGUGGAAGAACAUGAUGCUCGUGUACGCCAUUGCCCUGUCUAUGGCGCUCCACUUUGCCUUGCUGUAUACGCCCUUCCUCCAGAGCCUGUUUGCGAUCUUGCCUCUCAACUGGACCGAGUGGAAGGCCGUGCUCUUGAUCAGUGCGCCUGUCAUUCUCGUGGACGAGGUGCUCAAGUUUUUCGAGCGACAGUUCUUCAUGCAGACGACAACGCGUGAGGAUGUCAAGACCAUUGCGGCCAAGAAGGAGCAAUAGACAGGUGACGAGGGCACUACAUAGAGGGGGAGGAGAAGAGAGGGACAGAAAGAGAAAGGCUUGCAUUGGCCAGCCUGGGCCAGACGUUAGACACUCUGUACUAUAAGCCAUCUAUCUGGUGUCAGUGACAGGGCGGCGACCGCCAUAUGUAUGAAAAGCAACGCAAAUGCAUGUUUGAUGACUACGGUUUGAGUCUUGACGGGGGCGCGGUAUUGGCGGUGACGACAACGACGACAACGACGUUUGGUGACAAUGGUUCAUAUUUAGUGUUGUUGGAUUGGUUUUGCUCGUCCCCGACGGGGCUGGGAUCGAGCAUCUAGAUAGUCGUACAGUG
This is a messenger RNA of Purpureocillium takamizusanense, 3881 nucleotides long. RefSeq lists its product as uncharacterized. Gene Ontology annotation, biological process: calcium ion transmembrane transport; intracellular calcium ion homeostasis. The record is from RefSeq and is a predicted model, not a curated record. The transcript is spliced from 4 exons. Gene Ontology annotation, molecular function: P-type calcium transporter activity; ATP binding; ATP hydrolysis activity. Bases 548 to 3547 code for a protein of 999 amino acids. Gene Ontology annotation, cellular component: membrane. NCBI's taxonomy places the organism in Eukaryota, Fungi, Ascomycota, Sordariomycetes, Hypocreales, Ophiocordycipitaceae.